Molecule: messenger RNA, 192 nt
Organism: Racocetra persica
Lineage: Eukaryota; Fungi; Glomeromycota; Glomeromycetes; Diversisporales; Gigasporaceae
Source: the annotation of a GenBank genome assembly
AGUGAUUUGGUGAUUAAUAAGGAGAAUUAUGAUGGGGAAUUGGCGAGAGAGCAUGAGGAGUGGACGGAGCAGGAAAUUUCAAAAGGUAAUCAUCACCUUUAUGUGAGUGAUUAUGCUAAUGAAGUUAGCAAAGAUGAAUUUUUUUCGGAGCGGUCAGGUCGGAGUCUAACCGCUUAUGGAUUGACCUUUUAG